GCUCCGUAGCCAGCGGUCCGGGCCGGUGCUCCUGCCGCCAUUAACCCCUCGGUGCCCGGCGGCAGCGGUGGCGGCGCGGGGCGAGCGGCCCGCAGUGCUCAUGCUCGGGCGCUGCAGCCGUUCCCCGGCCGUUGCCUUGCCGUGAGGAUGAGUUCGGUCGCCGGCCCCGCCGCCUUACCCCCGGGCUCCGCCACCCGGGCCUUGCAUGUGGAGCUGCCCUCGCAGCAGCGCCGGCUUCGUCAUCUCCGGAACAUCGCAGCACGGAACAUUAUCAAUAGGAAUGGUUAUCGCCUCUUGGACACCUACUUCACUCUUCACUUGUGUGAUAACACUAAGAUCUACAAAGAAUUUUAUAAGAGUGAGGUCAUCAAGAAUUCUCUGAAUCCAACAUGGAGGAGUCUGGACUUUGGACUGAUGCCUGAUCGUCUUGAUACCUCUGUCUCCUGUUUUGUUGUGAGGAUCUGGGGUGGCAAGAAGGAGCACUUUCAGCUUCUGAUUGAAUGGAAGGUCAAUCUAGAUGGGUUGAAGUACUUGGGCCAGCAGAUACAUGCAAGAAAUCCAAAUGAGAUUAUUUUUGGUCUGAAUGAUGGUUAUUAUGGAGCUUCAUUUGAACAGAAGGAUCACUCAGGUACCCUGAAGAAUAGUCUUCUCCAGGUGGAUCAGAACUGCGUCCGUAACUCGUACGAUGUCUUCUCUUUGCUUAGGCUUCACAGAGCCCAGUGUGCAAUUAAACAGACUCAGGUAACUGUUCAGAAAAUAGGAAGGGAGAUUGAAGAAAAGCUGAGGUGUACAUCUACGAGCAACGAGCUGAAGAAGGAGAGUGAAUGUUUACAGCUGAAGAUCCUGGUGCUACGUAACGAACUGGAGAGGCAGAAGAAAGCCCUUGGUCAAGAGGUGGCCUUGUUGCACAAGGAAAAAAUUACUUUGCAGGAGAGAGAAAAUGCAUUUGGGACUGAACACCAGAAACUUGAAGAGCAUAAUGAAUCCCUUCAUGAGCUGAGAAAGGAAUGCACUGCUAAGAGAGAACUGUUUUUGAAGACGAAUGCCCAGCAGACUAUUCGCUGCAAGCAGCUGCUGUCAGAGCUAUCCUACAUCUACCCUAUUGACCUGAAUGAACAAAAGGAUUACUUUGUUUGUGGAGUCAAGCUUCCUAAUUCUGAAGACUUUCAAGCAAAAGAUGAUGGAAGCAUUGCUGUUGCCCUGGGCUACACUGCUCACCUGGUUUCAAUGAUCUCCUUCUUCCUGCAAGUGCCACUCAGGUAUCCCAUCAUCCACAAGGGCUCCCGCUCCACCAUCAAGGAUAACAUCAACGACAAGCUGACUGAGAAGGAGCGAGAAUUUCCUUUAUAUCCAAAAGGAGGGGAGAAGCUUCAGUUUGAAUAUGGAGUCUAUCUUCUCAACAAAAAUAUAGCACAGCUUAGGUAUCAACAUGGGCUGAGUACUCCAGAUCUAAGGCAGACUCUUCCUAACCUGAAAAACUUCCUGGAGCUUGGGCUAAUGGUUAGAUGUGAUCGACACCACACAUCCAACGCGAUCCCCGUUCCAAAGAGACAGAGCUCCAGCUUUGGCAGAUCGGAUCUUGGCUUUUCCAGUGGGCUUCCUUCUCCAGAUAAAGGACUCCGGAAACGAGCCAGCACAGGAAAUGAAAGACUGCAGCACAAAACUCCUCCUCCCAGCUACAACUCUGCUUUCACACAGCCCCUCGCCAUCACCGCCCGGGUAGGAGAGCUCCAGAAAAAACCUGCCUCCAUAUCUUCCUCCUUGGAUACCUCCAUGGACUCCUCAAAAGGAAAUACCAAGAAAGGUGAGAACUUGUCCAGCAGUUUAAAUGGAGAAAACAGGAGCCUGAACAAUACCCAAGACCAGCAGGAGCCUUUCCUCGGACACAGCAGUGCAAUAAAUGGUGAGUGCUCUGGCACCGCCAGUGCCGAGCAGCCCUGUGAGUUUCGUCCCUCCCCGGCUCCCGUCCUCUGCUGCACCGUGGAGCAAGCGGAGGAGAUCAUGGGGAUGGAAGCCACGGGGUUCAGCACAGGAGAUCAGCUGGAAGACUUUAACUCCAUCCCAGUGGAGCACGCUGUGGCGGUGGAGUGUGAUGAACAAGUCCUAGGGGAGUUUGAGGAGUUCUCUCGGAGGAUCUAUGCACUGAAUGAGAACAUGUCCAGCUUCCGCAGGGCGCGCAAGAGCUCGGACAAGUGAGCUGGCAACAGGGAUUUGGUAGCAGCCAUUGAGGUGAAAUCAGUGGUCUGGGAUAGAGAGAGAGAGAAAAUUGCACUUAUUCUUUAUAUUAAUUAUAAAACAGAAUAAAUAAAGAAAGAAAAGCUAAAGCUUAUUCCCUACGGUCUUAGACGAACGGACUCGAGCACGAUCACGCAGUCACAGCCCAGGUAAAUCUGGAUGCUGCUUCCAGCUCCUCUCAAGUCUGGGAUUUGUAACCUGGUGGAAAUGUUUUCAUUUUAGGCGUUGGAAUCCAUUUCUAAAGGCUUUCCUGGCAACAGCUUUGAGUGCUGAUCAGGCCCUUCUCUGAAUAGUUGUUCGUUUCUUAAUUCUUAUUUCGAGUGAAAUUGAUUUUUAAUUCUUGUCAGAAGGGAGACAUUGAAAAGUUAAUUGAAAAGUAGCAUAAAUGGCCGUUUGUGGCAAGAGCUCUUUGCCUUCUCCCAUGUGUUUCCUUGAGCAGUGGAAUCAGUGUUACAGAAAUGCCAGGAUUCAGUCAUCGUUUGACAGCUUUCUCUUGCCUGUGCUCCGUAACCUUCAAAGUUCUGGUGGCACUGCUGGGUGUAAACUUGCCAGAGAAUGAGCACCUGUGAGAUAUCUGCACUUUCCUUGCACCAGAUUAAUCAGAAAUGCCAUGGUUUUUCUUCCCCUCCUUUCUUCCACACUCACUGCUUCCACCAUAGAAGCCUUGAGGGCUAAAUCCUCCCUAAGGUUUCAUCUCAAAAUCUCAGCCCAGCCAGUCCCCACCUCAGUUAGGUGCAGACCUCAGCAGCAGAGACCUAACAAAUGCUCUGAGGUGCAG
Molecule: messenger RNA, 3013 nt
Organism: Dryobates pubescens (Downy woodpecker)
Lineage: Eukaryota; Metazoa; Chordata; Aves; Piciformes; Picidae
Gene: UVRAG
Product: UV radiation resistance associated
Exons: 15
Coding region: 148-2196 (682 amino acids)
Biological process (GO): SNARE complex assembly
Cellular component (GO): endosome; lytic vacuole
Molecular function (GO): SNARE binding
Source: RefSeq, a predicted model, not a curated record